Molecule: messenger RNA, 1464 nt
Organism: Gasterosteus aculeatus aculeatus (three-spined stickleback)
Lineage: Eukaryota; Metazoa; Chordata; Actinopteri; Perciformes; Gasterosteidae
Product: N-acetyllactosaminide beta-1,3-N-acetylglucosaminyltransferase 3
Biological process (GO): protein O-linked glycosylation; poly-N-acetyllactosamine biosynthetic process
Cellular component (GO): Golgi membrane
Molecular function (GO): UDP-glycosyltransferase activity; hexosyltransferase activity
Source: RefSeq, a predicted model, not a curated record
CCGCCCAGCGGGGGUAUACGGUGACGCUCGCUGAUCAGACAGCGGUCACUGGAGCAGCAGAGCUCGAGGUAGAACCUUCUUUUAACCGUCAGCAGCCGACACUUGGAGUUUCAAGGAUGAGAUGCAAUAGGGAAAGAACUUUCUUGCUGGUGGGAGUUAUGGGCUUCUUGGUAUUUUAUCUCAGUAAAGAUUUUAUGGACCACAAAAACAUCCACCUCAACAUAGAUGUGAGAGGAGAUGACAUUAAAAUAAGGCAACACACCCCGAAUCACUCCUACGUCUACUCUUGGCCAAGAUGUGAAAGAAAUGUGUCUGCUGCAAACAUUACAGGGUUCAGCUCCCUAUCCGGUGAGAUAAAAGACUUUCUCUAUUAUCGACACUGUAAACAUUUCCCGAUGCUACUGGACCUUCCUGACAAGUGUGGAGGAGUGGAUAAAUCCGCUGAAGUCUUCCUUCUACUUGUCAUUAAAAGUUCUCCUGUGAACUACGAGCGCCGGGAGGUGCUGCGUAAAACCUGGGCUAAAGAGCGGUUGCACAAUGGCGUGUGGGUCCGAAGAAUCUUCAUCUCAGGAACGAUGGAUACCGGAUUUGAGAAAGAGAGACUAAACAAACUACUUGAGCUGGAGCAACGAGAGUACAGCGACAUCCUCCAAUGGGACUUUAAUGAAAGAUUCUACAACCUCACCUUGAAACAGGUACUCUUCCUUCAAUGGAUGGAGAGAAACUGUCCUAACGUUCGCUUCCUGUUAAAUGGGGAUGAUGAUGUUUUUGCCAACACAAACAACAUGGUUGUGUAUCUCCAAGGCCUCGAGAACAACGACGGAGGCAAGCACCUCUUCACUGGCCAUCUGAUCCAGAAUGUGGGGCCCAUUAGAUAUCCAUCAAGCAAAUAUUUUAUCCCAGUUCAGGUACAAGAAUCAAACUCAUAUCCCCCCUACUGUGGUGGCGGGGGCUUCCUGCUGUCUGGCUUCACAGCUUCUGUCAUAUACAAUAUGUCCCAGUCCAUAACUCUUCUCCCCAUUGAUGAUGUUUACAUGGGGAUGUGUCUGGCUAAAGCAGGACUGAGUCCUUCUUCUCACAUGGGUGUGAAGACGGCAGGACUGUACAUUCCCUCCAGCAAACUAGAUGGAUACGAUCCCUGCUAUUAUAAAGAAGUUUUACUGGUACACAGAUUCCUUCCAGCUCACUUGUACCUUAUGUGGAACAGGGUAAAUAAUCCCAAUCUGAAAUGCAAUACCCAGCUAAAGGUAUGAGGGUGAUAAUAUAUACUGAUCAUACAUAGUCUUCAUAAAAAGCCAUAAAAGACCAGUUGUGCCUGUAUGUUUGCAUUCAGUGCACCUCACCCAGAAACCACUGCUAACUAUGCAAAAGAGGUUUAGGAGGAAUAAAUGCCUUCGUGGAACUUUUUAAAUACACAACCAAAAUCACAAGGCAUCUCCAGGAAGAAAUGUAGAAACAUGUUUU